CCGCACGGUGAUGUUGGAAUAUGGGUGACAGAAACGCCGAUAGUCGUGUGUUUUUCGGGUGAAUUUGGAUAUAGUGCAAUAAUCGGGAAGGAUAUACGCAUGUAGAACUCUAUUGGAUAUGUACAUUGUCCCAGUGAUGGCGAAGAGCGAAGGAUUUUGGUGGUUCUUGGGCUUUGUUAUGAUACUAGGAUGUGUUGAUGGGGUGAAGAUUUCUUUCAAUGACCCGCAGGAUGGAUUCUUUCUCAAGUCGGCCUACCGAAAGUUUAAGCCCAUGGACCGUACUCGAGAGAAGGAGGCAUUUAUCCUCACCCACCCGGCUGAGCUGUACAAACUGCGGGCCAGCUACGGGCCGUUUGAGGACUACGAAGCAGUUCCGAACUUGUUUGUACACACCGAAUAUAACGACGGUCAGAACCUCAUGCAUCGCCAGAUUCUAUUCAACAUGGAUGUCAGUGCUCACAUAGUCACGGACAAGCUGACGCCGAAAAGUUCGCUGCUGCAGUUGCUGAUUCACGCGCACCCGAUUGGGCGGAAGAGCAAGGAUUUUGGCGGCGACGGUUAUGACCAGCGAUGGUGUGGACAGCUGUUCGUGGAGAAUGGGGAUCAGCAGUUGUCAUCGGUGUGCGUGCUGAGUGAGAAGGACAAGACCUGCGUGACGGGAAUUGACCUGCCCCAGGAAUGGUGGCACCCCAACGUCAGCGACGUGUCCGUGUUUUACGACAUUUCACGGGUGGAGCAGAAUCAGGAGUGUGCCAGUGCGUCGAACUCAAUAGUGCCAGCCCGGUCAAUUUCGAACUCGUCGAACAGUAGGAAAAAGUACAUCGCGACGGUGGGUUUGUUGCCGACGGAGAAUAAGUUUGACGAGCGGCGGGAUAAAAACAUUGUGUUCAGAAUACCGACGGAUCAGGUUUAUCCCGGAUCGAAGUUUGAGGUGCCCGUCAUUCUGGAGAGUGGGUCGGAUCUGCAGGUGAUCGUUAUUAAGGCUAAAGUUGGAAAUGUGUUGAGAGUACGUGGAGCCACAGUUUCGGCAGACAGUCCAUGGAGCAUUUACGUGGAGACCAACGACCGCCACCGGAUGUCAACCGUCACAGCGUUUGUCAAAGACACAGUCAAAUUUAACAAUGCAAGACGUCAAGAAGUGUUUAAGUGGCAGUUUGAGAUUGACGACGAUGUCAAAGGUGAAGAAACGGGCAGAAUUAUCUGGACCAUUGACUAUGAGAAAAAUGCCCCAUCACUGCAGUCAUAUUAUCCAGCCAGGAAUUCUCGGGUCACAACCAGAGUACGAAUUGCCAAGAGGCACCAGGAGUGGACGGUUCCAGUUUUAAAAGAUCAUGAGAUGCUCAACACCGCCGUCUUGACAGGCCAAAGGUUGUUGUACCCGCUACACAUCUUUGCCGUGAAUGACAUCGGCACAUUUCACGAUGUCACUCACAUGACGGCCUGUCACUCAUCCGAUCGAGAUGUUCUCAAGGUGCUACCCGAUUGUUCCAUGAUAUACCUGGACGGUAAUGAGACGAACGGCUCGCACAAUGUCACUGUGAUCGCCAAGACUGGAGUAUACACGUCCUUCCUGUUCCUUCGUGUGUGGGUUCCCGAGAGUCGCCUUGACCUUCAACUCUCGGACAACAAGCUCAGUCAGAUUCGGGGAUGGAAGGUCCCCAGAUACAACUCACGCAGCAAACGUGGGGUGGAUUUUGGACUUCUCACCCAUUCUGGCUUUUACAUGAAGGACCGUGGUCAGAAGAUUGACCGUCAUGGCUGCCAGCUGCGUCUGCAGCAGUCGCUGGUUGAGGUGUACACUCGGUUCCACAUCGAGUCAAACAGCCGCAUCGACUACUACAAGAACCGCAAGGCCUACUUCAGGGUCACCGACCUCGUCAAGGACCGAAUGGUCAUCACAGACCCAGCUAUAGCAACCUUGGAAGGGAAGAUUAUUCAAGGUCGUGGCCAAGGUCGAACAGAAAUUCAGGUUCAGUCUGCGUCUGGCCGAGUGAUGGCUCGCCGUGAGGUCCGGGUGGGUAAGGACAAGGUGGUCAUCGAGAGGCUGCUGGUGCGAGUGAUCAGCGGAAUCACCAUGGAAAUCACAGACGAAAGUCACCUCCCUGGCACGCUCACUGCUGUGGUGCACCUACAGGAGAAACUGGUCGCCAUGCACCAGGAAGCCGUGCUGGAUGUUGUUAUACAGUACUCGGACGGGACAAGCUUUCCACUCAAGUACGUCAACCAUGAAGACUACGACCUCAAAGUGACCUCCCACAACCACAACAUAAUUGAUGUUCCAUACCCGCAUGCUUCAUAUCAGUACGGAAUCCGGGCCGUCGGCGAGGGGAGCGGGGAGCUAGUCAAGGUCAUAUUCCGACUCGGAGGACUCUGUCCACGGAAACGGUCGCGGCCCUUGGCGACGAGCUUCGUGUACGUGAAUGUCGACUUCUCGAAGAAGACCAACUACCUGGACCGGCUGCAGAGUGACGGCAACUACGACAACCGUGCCAGCGACCGGUGGGACAGCAACGGUGAUUACUACUACACGGCCGACAAGACCAUCUUCAACAUCCACAUCAACAAGAACCAGCAUGCGAAGGGCCGCAUGAAGACCAAGCUCAACAAGUUCUCCAAGGUGAGCAAGGAGAACGUCAACCCGCAGGGCAUCCCCAUCGACCUGGCUCUGGAUGACCUGCCUGAGUCCAACAACAACAACAACCCCAAGACCGAGGCCCACCAGCAGCCCAUUGCAGAGUUGCAGGGGUUGUCUCCCCUGGAGAUCGGGAUGUACGUCCUGUUGGCAGUGUUCUGCGUAGCCAUUCUCGUGUUCACCAUCAACUGCGUCGUGUUCAUGAUGAGAUACCGACGGAAGCGCAUGCCCAAGGUGUCCAAGGAGUCUGUGAAGCAGGCCAAUGACUGGGUGUGGAUCGGCCGUUCCACGCUCGAGCGCAACGGCGCCAACCACACACGGUGCUCCCAGACGCUGAUGCCGCAGGAGGACUUCAACGGCAACCAGAUGCUGAUGCGGCCACCAAGUGGCAGCCACAGCUGCGACGGCUCCAACAGCGGGAGCAACAGCAACAAUAACAGCAACCGCAACAGCACCGUGUCCACGUACAAAGGGUCCGAAUGUAGCAUCCGGAUCACGGCCAACCCGUUCGCAGAGAACGCCGACCCGGCAAAUAUGAAUGACCCUGAAUGGGAUUACGAGGCAAUGGGCAUGACGUAUGAUCAGUUGAUGGAAUAUUUUGACAAUUUGAAAGAAUCUACGGCAUAAAAGCAGACCUUUUUUUUAAAAAACAAACAAAAAAACUUGUAAACAAAUUAAGUCAGUCAUGAAAAAAAAGAGUAUGAUGAACAAAAAAACAAACAAUUGUUGUGAAACUUGUGCUUUCAGAUUGUGUCUGGGUUCAUAGAGGAAGUAACUCUGCUGUUGGGACCUAUCCGUGCAAAGAUUUGCCCCAUCGGAGCUUCUUGUUCUUAACUUAAAAAGCUUGCAUCAUCCCAUGUAAGGGAUGAUGAUUUUCUUCUGCGGUUGAUGAUGUCAUCAGAUGUUUAUAAAACAAUUCUGGACAGUGAUGUUGUGAGGUGGGGAGUUGGGGGUGGGGAGGAUGGGAAUCAUAAUUAUGAAUGUGGUGUUUUCUGGGUGUUUUGGGGGGGGGGGGGGUUCUUACCAGAUGAACUUUGUUUAUGCAAUUAUGGUGCAUUGAGUUGAAUUUUGUUUUGGUUUAUGAUUAGUGGUAUGUUAUGUUAUCUCCAUGAUGUACUUCAGUUGUUAAAGAUCAUGGCUUCCGUUCUCGACAAGACUGGAGUUUGAAAAAACAAAAACCGAACAGAAGCACAAAAACCAGUUUGCUGCCAUUGUGAUGAUAGCAAAGCUAGUUUUUUUGCAUCCCAUAUUCUGUUGCAAGUCCAACAGAUGGAGAUGUUAAAUGGUGUGGAUUGGCAGCAGCAGGCACUUGUUCUGUUUAUGGGGGAUGCCAAACAAAACGAGUCAUCAGUGGGCAGUAAUAGAGAAUUUGAUGUUAAGUUUUGUUGAUUUUAGUAAAGCGUGUCACUUAUGGGCUUAUAUGCUUAAUAAAAUCUUUAAGAGUCUGUGGACUGUAGUGUCAAAUCAAAACCAUUAACAUGUUCAAAUCGUGAUUAACAACAAAAAUACUGGGGACAUUAUACAAUGCUAUAAACAGACAGUGUGUCACAUAUGGGCUUAUAUGCUUAAUAACAUAUUUAACAGUCUGUGGACUGUAGUGUCAAAUCAAAACCAUUAACAUGUUCAAAUCAUGGUUAACAAAAAUCCUGAGGACAUUGUACAAUGCCAAGACAGACUUCAAAACCAAUGCAUAUAUGUUCUUUCACUUAGCAGGUCAUUAAAACGUACAUUCGCGAUCACAAUGUUGUUGCCUACCAGAAAAAUAUACCGUAACUGUUUUCAGAUGUGAUGGCUUAAUGUGUCUUUUACUUAAGGAAGAAAUGGUGACACAUGAUUUGCCCUGUCAGUUUGUUCAGAGUUAGUCGGCCAAACUUCAGACUCUUUAACAUUUUAAUAAGCAUUUGAUCCCUAUGCAUGUAAAGCAUAACUUUUUUUCUUCUUUUUUUUUAAUUGUAAUUUUAAAUAUAAAAAAAAAAAAAUUGGUUUGACUGUAAACUUAGCAUUAUUCAUUUUUUGUUUUAAACUUUUUGUUUUAAAGAUCUCUGGAAGAUUAUCUAUGAACUAGAGACAUUUGACUUGUCAGUCGCUGGCUGUAAGGCCGUUUUUACACGGACAAUUUUGGUUUGGUAUCGGUCGAUACAGAAAUCGACCAAUCUGAGGGCAUGGACUAACGUUGAUAUUUUCUGUGAUUCAUUAUUGUUGAAGUGUCAUUUAUGAAGAACUUUUACUGUUAAGUGUUGUUACUUUUGUUCACCAAGUAUUGUGUGUGUGAGUGUGCACCUGUACAUAUUGAUUAUCAAACACAUAUUUUUUCUUAGCAAGGGAGAUAACUCUUGCUGGCUAGUUGGCAAGAUCCAGGAUGGUGGAUCUGAGAAAAAAAAUCUGAUUUGAGGAGCAAGAAUAUUGUUUCGCUGGCCGAUUGGUUGGGAAAAUUGGAACAAGCAUAUUCACUACAGCGGUGAUGAUUGGCUGAUCACCACAGUGUAGAACUGUACAUAAUACUCAAUAUAAAUAUAUCUUGCAUGUCGAUAUAUUUGUAGCUGAUCAAACGACCACAGUUAUGUGACAAUCAAAUAUGUACCGGAGUUAAUAUUAAUCAUAGUGCACAUGAUAUUUAUCAGUCACAUGAAACCUACAUCCGAUGUGUGUGCUGUAGUAUAUUUCAUGUAGUACACGUAUGUGCAUCUAUAUUUCAUGUUAUAUUGUCAUCAGCUGUUGUAUGAAAUGUGUAUACUAAUUGUAACAUUGACUUGUUGACACACAUAUUUCUUCGGUCUUGGCAGUUUUCUAUAGAAUACAGUACUGUUCAGCCUUUAAGAAUAUGGCUGUUUUUUUAAAGAUAACUAUUUCAUGUUUGAUGUGUAACUAUAUAUUUAUCCUAUAACUUACCCAUAAUGUAAAUGUCAUAACACAUUUGAUAUUUUGGUGUGUUAACCCUUUUAAUAUACCUGUUGCUGUCAAAGGGUCAUUUGUUUACUAGUAAACCAAUCUGUACAUCUGAAAGUAACUACAAUUAUGCCAAUCUUGAUGACGAUAUAUUACAGGUGAAGACGAUUUUAGACCUAAUUACUAAAUAUUAAAUGAAUUUUUUUUUUUAAAGUGUAAAAUAUCAGCCUCAUCUAGUUAUUAAGUAUUUGUCUUGGCAGAGCCUCGACGAAUUUAUACAGCUUAACAUAGACUUGCUUGAUGUUUUUCUUUAUUAAAAACUGCUUGUGAUGAAUUCCUGUAUAUACUUGGCGACAACAGAAAUGUGAUGUGCAAAUUAACAGUAAGAUAUGUUGUUUUAGGUGGUGAUGAGAUAUAGAACAACAUUGUUAAAAGAACAAUAGUUUUUGCCACGAGUCCUUUUGUAGAUAGUUUUUUUCUGACACGAGUCUGGAGAAAAUCAGUCAUGGAGCAACAAAGAUUGAUUUUCUUGAGACAAGUGUCAGAAAAACCAUCUACAAAAGGACGAGUGCCAGACAUAUUUUCUAGUUCAGUCAGUCUAAUAAUUUUAGUAUAAUUAUUACAAAAUUCACUGUGCAUUUAUUUUUGUACAGUGAUGUUGCAUAUUACGUAACGUUACAUAUUACAUGAUGUCUCGUAAUAUGUUUGCUAAAAGCAUCACAUAAUCAAUAGGUAGCAACAGCUGUCUACCUACUAAACGACAAGACUGAUUAACCACUGAAAAGGGCGCAUUAGCUGUAAACUAGAAGGGCAUUCCUGUUGACAUAAGAUAAUUUACAUUGUGCAGAUCCUGUACAUGUACAUUUUAUUUGUAUUUACUCACAUUUCUUUUGUCGCUCAGUGUAGAUGUCAGAAUAUAUUGAAUUGUUCUUUUAAUAGUGCACACCAUCAUAUUGAAAAAUAUGCUUAUUGAAAUGAAGCACAGAUUUGUGAGUAUUUCACAUUUAAUAACAGGUACUUUGAUUAUCAUACUAGAGCAGAAACAUGCUGUUAUCAGUCUUGUUUUCAAGGAUUACACACACACACACACAAACACAGAUAUAUAUAUAUAUAUAUAUAUAUAUAUAUAUAUUACUAGCAGAUACUAGUACAUGUUUAUAUACAUGUACAUACAAACGUGUGUACAUACAUGUACAUAUUACUACAUACAUACAUAUACACACAGACACGCACAUGUAUUUGUAUGUGUAAUUAGAACACUAGGCUGUUAUAAAUUAAAUUCUAGAUUUUCAUCCAAUUUUUUUUUUCAAAAUAGGGAUCGGAGUGAAAUUUUAUUUUAUAUUUCCAGGACUUUGGAAAUACCACUCAUUGAGCAAAAACAGGAGUUUUUAGUCUGUACUAAAACGGAGGUGGGCAGGGAUGAAAAUUUUGGAUUUAUUUUAUAAUGGUCUUAAAUGUCAAUUAAAGCAUAUUCUUUAUUAGUUAUGUGUCAGGCGCCUACUUGUGUCACUGUAGUGAAAUAAUGCUACACAGUAGUCUUGUGAUCUGAAUGUAGUUUGUCCAGUGGUUAGAGAUGCUGAAUAAGGUUCAUUGUUCAGAUUUAUUUGUGGUCGUUAGUAACAGUAGACAGUGGAUUUCAUCUUCACGUCAGUUUUUAACUUAUCAACUCGGGGAUAAUUUAACAAGAAUUACCAUUUUGGGGCAGAGAGGAUGAAGAGUUUCAAUAAUACCAACUUACUAUUUUAAGAUAUUGGUUUUAGAUCGCCUUCAAAUCUCAUCUGAUAUCCCUCUAAACAACCCCUUAAAUAGCCAGUUAAACACCCUUCUCCCUAAUGUAUCUGAUCGACCCCUAUUAUCGGAAUAUUCAUUGCAUGGAGUUAUCAGUUGAAAAAUAGCUGCUUUGUUUAAUAAAUAGAGUUGCUGAAUAGUGAUGAGAUUUCAAAUGAGGAUUAAAUGUUGCGAAGUUGAUAAUUAAAAAAAUAUAUAUUUUCUUUUUAUGUAUUUAAUUAUCUCAUCACUUAAAUGGGAAAUUAUAUAUUAACUUUUGUUAGUAACUUUUGAAGAUGAUAUCCACUGUUAUUUAUUUUUUAGGCAUCCUUCCAAACAAGCCCCAACAUGUAUUUGCAUUUUCAUUGUCUGCUAACAUUCAACAAGUUAUGAAUUUCUGACAAUUUGGUUUUCUCUUCUAUUUUUAACGUCACUCAUGCAACAAAUGAACCAUAUGCUGUACUUCUGGCUUUGUUUUGAUUUCAUUGAAUUUUAAAUUCAAAUUGAUGCACUUUGGAAUGUUGAUACAAACAAUUUGAAUAUUAUUGAAUUCCUACAUUGAACACUGUACACAUUCUCCUCAAGACCCAAACACAGUUAUAUCUCUGCUUUUGUUUUGCCGACAAUUCUUGUGUAAAGGCGACGUCACAUGAUACGAGUGCCUUGCAUGAGAACAGCCGAUUGCAUAUCAACUGAUGAUUCGGAUGAAAUCGUAAUGUUUAUCUUGUCACAAUCGGCUGUUUUCAUGGCUAUUCUCCAACGAAGCAUUCGUAUCAUGGGGCAUCAUGUUAAGUCCGAAUCAAAUUCAUGAUGGCUCGUUUGUAAGAAUGUGUGACCUUGUAACGAAUGUAGAUCUGAGUGUUGUGAAUACAAUGUUACUAUGUCUGUAUUGGUGCUCCCAGCCGUACGUGUACAGUGUAUGUACCGGUAUAUAUUAAAUAACCACCUAUGUUAUAGUAAAUUACCUCUCGUCAGGUCACAACUGAUUGAAUGAAUUUAUUUAUAUUCAAGUAGCACUAACACAUUUUUAUUAUUAUUUAUAUAUACAAAUUUUUGUAUUUUUUUAAAACCUAAGUUCCCCAAAAUAUUAAUUCACUUACUAGUGUUUAGUUAAUUACCUUUUACAAUAUUGUAUUUACGGAACUCUCAUCUUUUGUGAACAAAACUUACAAUGAAGUUGAAUAUUAAGAGAAUUAUUUUAAUUCAUGAUGUAAUUUCUUUCCAGUGAUUAACACAAAUUAAAAAUUAUUUCAUAAACAAAAGAAAGAAAGGAAAGUAUAAAUUAGAAUUGAUUUGUGUGGCAGUAUAUUUGUGUACUGCCUAUUAAAACAAAAUGAAUUUGACUAAUAAUGAUCCUUUUUUUCAAUAACAUUUAAAACAAAUUAUUUACUUUUUUUCUUCAUUUACUAUUUUUUAUUUAUUAUUAUUGUUGUUUUUUUUGCAUAAAAUUUGUUUUUACAUUUAUAAACAAAACCAGAUUUUAACAAGUUUUUUAAAACUAAUUUAUAGACAUUUCCUUGUUUUUACUGUUUAAAUAUCGUUUUUAAUGAAAUAAUUUCAUAUGGGAUUGAUUUAUGAACCUUAAGAACAUGUUUGUUAAUAUAAAACAUGUUACUUUUGUGGCAUUUAUUUUGUUUGUUCCACUGGUUGUGUAGAUGUAAGCAUUGUUAUUGAUUACAUGUCUGUCCAUCAUGUUAUUCUGUUCAAUAUGUUAUUUGAUCUGUCCAUCCGAUGUGUUCAGUGUUUUUAGUAGACAUGUAGCACACACGUUUGUGAUAACUUCCCAUUUCUGUUCUCACUACCUUGUCUCCCUUUUUCUACUCUCAUGUUUCACCCAUUCCUUUUAUAGGAUCCACACACAGUAUGUUUAUAACUAUUAUACUUUUAAAAUAACAUACUGAAACUUAAUAUGUUCUUGGUAUUUAAAACAAUUUUUAUGAAAUAGAAGCAAAUUGUAAAUUCAAACCAAUAUUACAGUUUAUUUUAUUUAUUAUUUAAUAUAUUUUAAAGAAAAAAAAAUUUGAAGGAAAAUUCUUUCCCUACUAUAUGGAAAAUGAAUAUUGUUGUUUAUUUCUGAUAUAAAUUAUAAAUAAAAUAUUUGAAAAUGGUUAUGAUAAGUGAAAUCAUUUGUAUCAUUUCUUACAUUUCUUUAGAUUUAUUGUAAUUAUUUCAGAAAAUAUAACAUUCAGUAAAUUUUGUUUAUGUUUUUACUUUAUUUUAUUUAACUUUCAGACAUGUUCAAGUGAUUAAAAUAAUAAUAAUAAAUAAUUUAUAUGAUUGGUUGAACACCAUCCAUGUGGCUAGCUUCAAUGAAGUAUUUUCUGUAGAACAAUUUGAGACGUAAGACAAGGUUGUUCAUUAAAUGCAAGCUUGUUCAUGCUACAGAUUUAUUCAUCAAAGAUUUUUAAAUGUUAUUAAAUGGUAAAAAUAAAAUUAAGUCUUUUUUGUUGGUACUUUGGUUAAUUAUUGUCUGGUAAUUUUCUAUACCCCUGGUGGGGAUGGGGGUCUUAUUUUUAAUGAGUUCAUACCGUAUAUAAUUUUCCCCUUUUAUUUUUAUUUUGCUAUCUUUUUAUCUUUCAUUUUCAGAAUAUUUAGUUUUUAUAACAUUCUCUGCAAGAGUAUCUAUUUAGCAGUCUUUUCUCUUGACAUCAUCAUCUAUCCUUUGUGUUAUGUUAAAUUUAUGUACACAAUGCACGUGUUAAUUUGUGUUUGUUAUUAUUAUAAUUUUUUUGGGAUGAUGCACUACGUGUUUGUGCAUUGUUCGUGACAGAUUAGGUCAACUGUCAAUAAACCAUUUCAUUAUAA
Messenger RNA from Gigantopelta aegis, 10090 nucleotides. RefSeq names its product transmembrane protein 132C-like. The coding region runs from base 119 to 3259 and encodes 1046 amino acids. The transcript is spliced from 9 exons. The record is from RefSeq and is a predicted model, not a curated record. Lineage: Eukaryota; Metazoa; Mollusca; Gastropoda; Neomphalida; Peltospiridae.